Molecule: messenger RNA, 2783 nt
Organism: Carica papaya (papaya)
Lineage: Eukaryota; Viridiplantae; Streptophyta; Magnoliopsida; Brassicales; Caricaceae
Source: RefSeq, a predicted model, not a curated record
UCGUUGUCCUCUGCUGCUCUUUACUUGGUUAGAUGAUUCGUGGAGUCUGGUAAAAUUCGGAUGUUUCUAACAUGUUUGUUUUCUUGUUUCCUGUCACUCGUUGUUUGUUAAUUUUGGAUUUUAUAUGAAAAUUUCUAGAUAUUUAGGUUGUGUAAUCCAUCUCGUGUGGGGAUCAUCUCUUGUCUGAUAUUCGUUACUCCUAAUUGUCUUUACAUUUGUUUUCAUAAUAUUUUGGUGUUGUAGGCUGGUUUCCACAUUUUCUUUUUACGAGUCUAGUAAUUUCUUGUUUUGCUUUCCCAGAGGUUCACUCAAUUUAUGUUCUGGAACUUUUAUGCAAGUUCAUUGAUAGUCAAUAGGUAUGUGUGUUAGGUUUGGUUUGGUAAUUAUUUCCUUUUUAUGAAUCUAGUAUUUCUUGUUUAGCUUUCCCAGAGUUUUAUUCAAUGUAUGCUUUGGAGCUUCUAUUCAAGUUCAUUGAUAAUCAGUAAGUAUGUGUUAGGUUUGGUUUGAUAAUUAUUACUACUCUUUUCAUGGUCGUUCAUCCUUUGUUAGCUUGAACCUUGAAUAUUUUUUGUGUGUCUUGAUGGAAGAGUCUUGAUAUUGCAGCUUUGGUUAAAAUCACUAAAACCAUAAUAAUAGACUCCAAAAUUAUGAUAAUGGAUUCCUAAAUAAUAUAACCGUUCUUUAAUUUAAAAGGAUUACAACUUCAAUUUACUCAAGUUAACCUAUUUUGCAUCAGUAUAGAUUGAAUUUCUAACCUAUUUAGUUUUCUAUUUGCUGUGAGUCCAGUCUCCACUAAUAAAUUCCAAAUGAUGCUAAGGGAAGACAGAACACUGCUUCUUUGAAUUCAAUUCAUUCUGAUCCGGUCUGCCCAGUACAUUGCUGUUGAAGGCCAAGCCCUAUCCUUAGGUUACAAUUGCAAAUGGCAGCAGAAGGAUUUACUUGCUCACAUGCCUUAUGAAAAUGGAGGGCGAGAAUAAAAGCAUCCAAUGCAGAAGCUCACCACUAGUAACAGAUGGUGACCAACUCAUUGUAGAUGAUGUGAAACAGAAGUCCAGAGACCAAAGAGAAGCUUUUCCUGGGGAGCCUAGAUGUGUUUUAUGUGGUCGUUAUGGUGAAUAUAUAUGUGAUGAGACGGAUGAUGAUAUUUGCAGCUUGGAAUGUAAACAAACUCUGCUACAAAGGGUUGCCACCAAGGGAGUGUCCGUUGAUCCCUUGCCUCCUGUAAGAUUACCUGUCACAGAUGAGUGCUUUUACAUCAGGGAUUCUGAUGACAGGUCAGGACCUCCAUCUUUGACUGUUGACCAAACUGAAUUGCUUAGAAGGAGACUUGAUAUCCAUGUGAAAGGAGAUGCAGUUCCGGCCCCUGUAUUGUCAUUCUCUUCUUGCAACCUUCCUCAGAAGCUGCUCCAAAAUAUAGAAACUGCCGGAUUUGAGAUGCCUACCCCUAUUCAGAUGCAAGCAAUUCCAGCGGCAUUGGUUAGUAAACAUUUGCUUGUUUUGGCAGACACGGGCUUAGGAAAAAGUGCUUCCUUUUUGGUUCCUAUCGUUUCUCGUUGUGCAAGUUUUCGCCUUGAGCACUUCUCUGACCAGAAGAAGCCAUUAGCAGUGGUACUGGCGCCAACUAGAGAACUCUGCAUCCAAGUUGAGGAACAGGCUAAGAUACUUGGAAAAGGAUUGCCUUUUAAAACCGCACUUGUGGUUGGUGGUGAUGCGAUGCCCAGACAACUUUACCGGAUCCAACAAGGGGUGGAGCUGGUAGUUGGAACCCCAGGCAGGCUUGUUGAUCUUUUAUCAAAGCAUGAUAUUGAACUAGAUAGUGUAUCGAUGUUUGUCUUGGAUGAGGUAGACUGCAUGCUUCAAAGGGGAUUCAAAGAUCAGGUGAUGCAGAUUUUUAGGGCUUUACCACAACCUCAGAUCUUGAUGUACUCAGCAACAAUCUCACAAGAGGUAGAGAAGGUGGCGAGGUCUAUGGCCAAAGACAUUAUCAGUAUCUCUAUUGGCAGGCCUAAUAGGCCUAGCAAGGCUGUGAAGCAGCUGGCUAUCUGGGUUGAGUCAAAGCAAAAGAAGCAAAAGCUUUUUGAUAUAUUGACGAGUAGGCAGCAUUUUAAGCCACCCACUGUGGUUUAUGUGGGUUCAAAGGUUGGGGCAGAUCUCCUAUCUGAUUCAAUCACUGUCACCACCGGGGUGAAAGCUCUAUCAAUACAUGGAGACAAGCCCAUGAAGGAGAGGAGAGAAAUCAUGAGGUCAUUUUUAGUAGGAGAGAUUUCUGUUAUUGUGUCGACUGCAGUUUUAGGACGGGGAGUUGACCUCUCGGGUGUGAGACAGGUUAUAGUGUUUGACAUGCCAAACUCCAUAAAGGAGUACAUACAUCAGAUUGGCAGGGCGUCCAGAAUGGGAGAGGAGGGUACAGCAAUUGUUUUUGUGAAUAUGGAGAAUAAGACUUUGUUUCCAGAUUUGGUUGAAGCUUUGAAAUAUUCUGGGGCAUCCAUCCCCCGAGAACUCACUAAUUCAAGUUGUACUGCGGGUUCUGCAUCUGAAAAGUUUCACAGAAAGAGGAAAUAUGGUUGCUGAGUUAGUAGGAGGUGCAUAAUUUUAGUAUGGCGGCUUACAUUUGAUGUAAGGAUUAUUAAGAUUAAUUAGAAGAUAUUAAGAUUAAUUAGUAAUAAGAUGAAAUUAGUGUGUUAAUUGUAACCGUUUUUGUUUUUUUCUCUCUGCCAUUGUACAACAAAAGCUGUAUAUAUUUUCUUUGGCUGUCGAUGAAUAAUAUCAGAAAAUUAGAGUAA